This is a messenger RNA of Cannabis sativa, 1367 nucleotides long. RefSeq names its product LOB domain-containing protein 20. The transcript is spliced from 2 exons. The record is from RefSeq and is a predicted model, not a curated record. Bases 275 to 1144 code for a protein of 289 amino acids. Gene Ontology annotation, biological process: hormone-mediated signaling pathway; positive regulation of DNA-templated transcription. Lineage: Eukaryota; Viridiplantae; Streptophyta; Magnoliopsida; Rosales; Cannabaceae. Gene Ontology annotation, cellular component: nucleus.
UUCUCACACCACAACUCUCUUCCCAUUUUUUCCCAUUUUACCAACCAUAACGUCUCUCUCUCUCUCUCUCUCUCUCUCUCUCUCUCUCUCUCUCUCUCUCUCUCUCUCUCUCUCUCUCUCUCUCUCUCUCUCUCUCUCUCUCUCUCUCUCUCUCUCACAUGAGCCUUUCAUUUGAUGAUGAUGAUGAUGAUAUAAAGUCCUAGCUUCACAACCUUUUUCUUUUGCACUCUUAUGACCUUAAGUAUUAUCAUUUUUCCUACUAUAAGCUCCAAUUAUGUCAGAUCACAUCACUCAUGAAGAUCAAAACCAAACCACUACUAGGGUUUUAGAGAGUCGAAGAAAAAGUGCUACAUCAUCAUCAUCAUCAAAGCGCGCUACUAUCACCUCAUCAUCACCAUCAUCACUAUUGUCGCUUCCACCAGAUCAUCGUGAUCUGGGGGAGGCAGCUACUGCUACUGUUGUUGCUGGUACUAUGACAACAACAGCACCGCCAGCUCCUUGUGGUGCUUGCAAGUUUUUAAGAAGGAAGUGUGUUAGUGGAUGCAUCUUUGCACCGCACUUUGGAUCUGACCAGGGUGCAGCUCGGUUUGCAGCCGUGCACAAAGUGUUUGGUGCUAGUAAUGUGUCGAAGCUGUUGUUGCAUAUUCCUAUGAAUAGGAGACAUGAUGCUGUUGUUACUAUUUCUUACGAGGCUCAGGCGAGGCUAGCUGACCCUAUAUAUGGAUGUGUCUCUACUAUACUCGCUUUACAACAACAGGUGGCAUCGUUGCAAUCAGAAUUAGCAAUGGUGCAGACUCAAUUGAUGAACAGUAGAUUUGCAUUUGCAAAUGCAAUUCAAAACUCACAACAACAGGAGCAACAACAACAUCAUCAACAACAACAGCAUCAUCAGUUGCAACAACAUAAUGUUGGGAUGUUGCAGCCUGCCUACUCUAACAACUCCUCAACCUCGAACAAUAACCUCAUCAACAUCACAAAUUUCCCCUCCAAUUUCGAUCUUGCAGCGACUGCUGCUACCACAACCCUUUCUUCUCAGAGUUUAGAGCCUCUCCAACUUUCUCGACCUUCAAACGACGAUGAGGAGGAGGAGGAAGAGAGUCAGAUUCCCCAUAUUUUCCAUAAUGAAAUGCUUCACCGUAGCUAAUAUAUUCAGAAUAUAAUUAAAUUAAAAUAUAUAAUAAUUAUAUGUUGUUCAAAAUCUCAUAAUAACUAGUAUCUUUCAACUUAUAUAAAACUCUAGCCUCUUUUAAUUAUUUAUAUUUUUGUAAGUAAUAAUAAUGCAUUUUAACAUAUGUGCUAUGGAUAUUAUAAUGCUUACAAAAUAUAUGACUCAUAAACUUUUAAUUGAAAUAAUUUUGUAAAUCAGA